AUGAAUAUUUCAAUAAAUGGUUACUCAUUGCGAAAUUUUAAAUUCGAAUUUGCAUUGAUUUUGACUACAUCACUAGUCGCUGCUGCGAAAUUUUAUUUCAGUUCUUCGGAGAACUUCGUUGUGUAUGGUUUGCUGUCGUUGUCUGGACGGGAUUGUGAAUAAGAAUACAUGAAAGAAUAAUAAAAUAAAAAGAACUGACAAAUUGUUAAACAGCAAAAGUGAAACAAGUGUGUUCAAUUAAUUCAAAAUUAACAAGUGCUGGUCUCAAUAUUUUGAUAUAUUGGUACGCAAAAUAAACAUUGACGGCGACUACAUUUUGUGGUCGAGUUGUGAUUUUGCUGCAUCUCAGCCGUGAAUAUAACAACAAUUUACAUCCCGUCCAAAGGAUAGCAGGUAAAAGUACAUCAAUUUGCAGAGAAAAUGUCUUCACCAAGUGCUGGCAAACGUCGUAUGGAUAACGAUGUCAUCAAACUGAUUGAAUCGAAGCAUGAGGUUACCAUACUCGGUGGUCUUAAUGAAUUUCAUGUAAAAUUUUUUGGGCCUAAUGGUACGCCGUAUGAAGGUGGUGUUUGGAAGGUGCGUGUCUACUUGCCCGAUAAUUAUCCAUUCAAAUCGCCUAGUAUAGGUUUUGUUAAUAAAAUAUAUCAUCCAAAUAUUGAUGAGCAAUCGGGCACAGUUUGUCUUGAUGUGAUCAAUCAAGCGUGGACUGCACUAUAUGACUUGUCGAAUAUUUUCGAAUCCUUUUUACCACAAUUGUUGACAUAUCCAAAUCCAGUGGAUCCAUUAAAUCGUGAUGCGGCAGCGUUGUUUUUGCAUGAACCGGAAGAAUAUCAUCGUAAAGUAGCAGACUAUGUGCAACGGUAUGCAACUGAGGAAGCGUUACGUGCCGCACAGCAAGACCGAGAUAGCAGUGAUAGUGAGUCGAGCAUGUCUGAUUAUAGUGAAGAUGAAGCAAGAGACAUGGAAUUAUAAUAUCCGGUUAUUAUUAAGCUUAUGAUGUCAAUCUGAAUUUUUUAACUCAUUUAUCGCAAAACGAGACACCAACUAUACACUCAAAAAACUCUUUUUCAUAUUAACAGUAGCAACAUUUACUUCAAAACCCAAAACAAACAUACAUAUUUUAUAUACUAAAUUAGUGCAAUUUAUUUUUUAUUUGUAUAAAAUUAUUUUAUCUGAAGUUUAUCUGAAUUUGUCAAAAUGGAGCAUAUUUUUAAUUUGUAAAAAAUUUUUUGUUUUUCUGCUAUUGCUAAAUAAUAAUAAAUUAAGUAUUUUAAAUUGAGAAUUAAGUUGUUAAAUGUUUUUACUUUUAUUUAUCAUAUAUUUAUAUCAAUUUGUAUUCUUGUAUUCUUGACAACAGUUGAUUUAGUUAGAAAAUUGUUUUUUGUUUUUCUUUGUUAUGUUAAUAAAUUUAUUAAAUUUAGUAAAAAAAAUAUUCAUUUAUUUUUAAAAGGAAAAUUUUGAAAAAUAUGUAAAAAACUUUUAUAUAAAUUGUUCAUAUAUACGAAAGUACCACAAACCAUCCAAAUACAAAAAGUUCAUUAAAUAGAAAUAUAUGCAUAAAAGUCGUACAUACAUAUAUAGUCAGAAAACAUAUAUACAGUUUUUAAGUAAACUUCAAUUAAUCUUAAUGAAAGUAUACACACAAAUGGCAUUAAUAACCAGAAAACAGAAUUGUUUCUUAGAAUUAUGAAAGACAAAACCAAAAUAUAAUAAAACUAUAAUGUUAUAUAUAUAUUAGAUUACACUUGAACGUAUUUGUAAAUUUAAGCGCAUUUUUAAAUUAAUUUAAAAAUUUUCAAAGAAUCAAAUACGCUUUAAUAAUAUUUGCAGAAUAUACUAGUGUAACAGAUGUAUAUACCAAGAAAAAAAAACCAAUAAAAUAAUAAAUAUGAGCUAAUGUUAUGUAAAAACAAAUUAAAAUGUAAUAGUUAAAAUAAUUUUUUUUUAAAUAUUCAACAGUUUAAUAUAUCCAAAUGAAUAGAUAAGAAAUAUAAUACAACAUAAAUAUGCAUUCAGUAAUACAGUUUUCAAUGUUUAGUAGUGCAAUAAUAUAAACGCAAGUUAUUCAAAUAAACGAUUUUUGUAUAAUUAA
Messenger RNA from Teleopsis dalmanni, 2092 nucleotides. RefSeq names its product ubiquitin-conjugating enzyme E2 H (gene UbcE2H). Bases 421 to 972 code for a protein of 183 amino acids. Lineage: Eukaryota; Metazoa; Arthropoda; Insecta; Diptera; Diopsidae. The transcript is spliced from 2 exons. The record is from RefSeq and is a predicted model, not a curated record. Gene Ontology annotation, molecular function: ubiquitin conjugating enzyme activity. Gene Ontology annotation, biological process: protein polyubiquitination; ubiquitin-dependent protein catabolic process. Gene Ontology annotation, cellular component: nucleus.